Messenger RNA from Penicillium olsonii, 1599 nucleotides. NCBI's taxonomy places the organism in Eukaryota, Fungi, Ascomycota, Eurotiomycetes, Eurotiales, Aspergillaceae. The record is from the annotation of a GenBank genome assembly.
AUGGACGAGAUUCGAGACAGCAAGAAAAAUGCUACGGCACCAGAUCUUCAGGUACUGGAUGAAGAUACUGGGAAGUAUGCGACUAUUGAUGAUAUCGAAGUCGAUACAUUCUACGGCUCUUCUACGACCAGGGCAUAUCGAAUGAAAUCUGAACUUGUCGGGAAGUGCAUGGAAGAAAUCGGGAUGGGCUGGUUCCAAUGGAAGCUUUUUGUGGUGACUGGCUUCGGAUGGAUAGUCGACAAUUUUGCUUCUCAAGGCAUUGGAAGUGUCCAGCCACCAAUAAAGCAAGAGUUCUCCGGCAUCGUGCAAGUCAGCUACAGUUCUGUUGCCUACUACGUUGGCCUGAUCUUGGGUGCCUCAUUCUGGGGCCUGUCUAGCGACCUCGUCGGGCGCAAGCCGGCAUUCAACUGCACUUUGCUCAUCGCCGGGAUUUUCCUUUGCGCUGCUGCGGGCUCAAUGAAUUUUGUUGCUUUCAGUGCACUCUGGGCUGUAAUUGGUACCGCCGCUGGGGGGAAUGUCCCCGUUGACUGUAUGAUAUUUUUGGAGUUCGUGCCGGGGAGUCAUCAAUACCUACUCACUGCACUUUCAGCGUGGUGGAACUUGAGUCAACUCAUUGUUUCCUUGGUUGCAUGGGUCUUCCUGGCCAACUUCAGUUGCCCAACUGACGCCACCCCGGAGACAUGUUCCCGGAGCAAUAACAUGGGAUGGAGAUACACUCUCAUUACCCUUGGAGGCCUUGCUCUGGCAUUCACUUUCAUUCGCAUAUUCGUCUUCAAGCUCCCUGAAACGCCUCGAUAUCUACUCUCUCAGGGAAGAGAUGAAGAUGCCGUCAACGCCGUCAACCAUGUUGCUCGACAGAACGGAAAGCCCGAGCCAUUGACAAUUGGAAUGCUCCGUGAUAUAGAUGCCCGGCUGGGUAAUCAAACCGACGGCGAGGCAGGCGCAACGCGCAUGUCCACCAAGGAAAUAGUGAAAGAGAAUAUGCAGGCAUUCCGGGGCGAACAUUAUCGCGCAUUGUUCGCGACUCGGGAACUAGGGAGACAGACGCUUAUCAUUUGGCUGAUCUGGCUGACAGUUGGUAUUGCCUACCCUUUAUUCUUUGCAUUUUUGCCUUCAUAUCUGGCAACGAAAUUCACGGAAAGUUCUUCCCUGUACCUCACAUAUCGCAAUUACUGCAUAACAUCGGCUGUCGGUAUCAUCGGUCCGUUAUCUGCAGCAGCAGGCGUGAACACCCGCCUAGGCCGGCGCUGGAUGAUGGGAAUUUCGGCAGUGGUAACCGCAGUCUUUCUGUUUGCAUAUGUUGGCGUCAAUAGCCCGUCCGCCAACCUGGCCUUUUCAUGCAUCACUAGUCUAUUGGCUAAUUUCGAGUACGCAAUCAUGUAUGCCUUUACUCCCGAGUCCUUCCCAGCACCACAUCGCGGUACUGGAUCUGGAACAGCAGCCGCGCUUCUCAGGCUAGGGGGGCUGGUUGCUAGUCUCAUUUCAUCACAGACUGGAUUCACAAGUGCACCAAUCUAUGCCAGUGCCGCACUGUGGGUUGCUGUGGGAGUAUUCUGCUUAGGUCUGCCAUUUGAGACACAUGGACAUGAUGCACUUUAG